AUGGAAGAUUUCACUACAUUUGUCAAUACUGUAAACGGGACUUCCGUCGCUGGAAAGUGGACGCAGGGAACAGAUCCAUCGACAACACAGAAGCUCUGGGAUGUCCCAGUUGCAUCGUCUGAGGACAUCGAGAAUGCAAUUUCUGCAGCCAAAACUGCCUUCACACAGUGGUCUAAGACGUCGUGGUCGGAGCGACAGAACGCCCUACUUGAUGCCCGAGAUGUCUUGAUCUAUCAUAAGCCCGCGUUGGCGCAGUUGAUCACGAAAGAAGGGGGAAAGCCUAUUCAAUUUGCCACUCUCGAGGUUGAGCAUUCGAUCAACUUCUUACAGUUCAAUGCGAAUCAGGAGCCACUUCAGGAACAAGUGAUCCAAGAUGACGACGAACUACGAUUGACGAUCCGAGAGAAGCCACUAGGUGUCAUUGCCGCUAUCUGUCCCUGGAAUUAUCCCCUGGUCCUCUCCAUCGCCAAGGUCGCCGCCGCCCUUAUAACUGGAAACACAAUCAUCGUGAAGCCUUCGCCUUUCACGCCCUACUCCAUCCUGAAGGUCGUCGAACUACUGCAGGGUGUUUUUCCAGCCGGUGUUCUCCAAGCCCUCAACGGUGACGACAAGCUGGGACCUGCACUAUGUCAGCAUCCAGGAGUUGAUAAGAUUACUUUCACUGGCUCAACUGCUACAGGAAAGAAGAUCGCGCAGGUGGCUGGAAACCUUCUAAAGCCCGUCACAUUAGAACUUGGAGGCAAUAGCGCUAGUAUUGUCUGCCCAGAUGUCGAUCCGAAAAUCGUGGCACCUCAAGUGGCGCUUGGAUCUUUCAUGAACUCAGGUCAACUUUGCGUUGCUAGCAAGCGCGUUUUCGUUCAUGAGGACAUCUACGAUGAGUUCUUGGAGACGAUGGUCAACACGGUCAAGGAAUGGAAGGUGGCGCCGACUUCGACACUCGAGCCCGGUAUCAUGCUGGGUCCAAUUCAGAACGAGAUGCAGUAUAACAUUGUGAAGGGCUUCUUCCAAGAUUCAAUCGAGAACGGGCAUUGUUUCGCCUUGGGCGAGAAGCCAAAUGAUACUGGAGACAGCUUCGUUAUCAAGCCUGCGAUUAUCGACAACCCUCCUGACGACGCCCUCGUCGUUACACAUGAAGCCUUUGGGCCCAUUGUUCCACUGAUGAAGUGGAAGACUGAGGACGAAGUUAUCAAGCGAGCCAACAACACGCUAUCUGGUCUUGGAGGAGCCGUUUGGUCAAAGGACGUUGACCACGCACAGCGGUUAGCAGACCGAAUCGAGGCCGGUACUAUUUGGAUUAACAGCUUUGAGAAGCCUUUGCCUCAGGCCCAUCUGGCUGGUCAUAAGGAGAGUGGCGUUGGUGGAGAGUGGGGUCGACGGGGUUUGAGUGUGUAUUGUCAGCCCCAGGUGAUCCAUUGUUAUAAGACCAACGUAUAA
Molecule: messenger RNA, 1434 nt
Organism: Fusarium odoratissimum NRRL 54006
Lineage: Eukaryota; Fungi; Ascomycota; Sordariomycetes; Hypocreales; Nectriaceae
Exons: 4
Coding region: 1-1434 (477 amino acids)
Molecular function (GO): aldehyde dehydrogenase (NAD+) activity
Source: RefSeq, a predicted model, not a curated record